Molecule: messenger RNA, 781 nt
Organism: Pimephales promelas (fathead minnow)
Lineage: Eukaryota; Metazoa; Chordata; Actinopteri; Cypriniformes; Leuciscidae
Gene: cmc1
Product: C-X9-C motif containing 1
Cellular component (GO): mitochondrion
Source: RefSeq, a predicted model, not a curated record
GCCGUUGUCGUCACCGGAAGUGAGUGAAACACCCGGUCUCACUGUAAACACGCUGCGCAGAGGGUGACAUUGGACACAGAUGAAUGUUUUAUAACAGUAAAACAUCUAAUAACUAGUGACAGUAACUGAAGUGUAGAUGGAUCCGUCUAAAGCAGAGCCGCCCUUGAGGCACGUGGAGACCGACGUGUUGAUUCCCAAGAUGAUGCGGGAGAAAGCUAAAGAGAGAUGCGUUCAGAACGUGGAUGCGUUCAACCGUUGCUGUAAAGACGCCGGCUUCUUCAUGGUGUUCAAGUGUCGGGAGGAGAACGCGGCUCUGAAGGAGUGUUUGACGCGGCACUAUCAGGAUCCGGUGUUCUACGAGGAGUGUAAGCAGGAGUACCUGACGGAGAAACGGGAGUUUCAACAGACUGGGAUUCCCGCCAAGAACCGGAAGCAGAAGAUUCCCACCAGCAUGUAGAGCUGACCCGUGUCUUAGCUGUAUAUUCAUAAUUGCCUCUUAUAAAACAUCACUGGCACCAAAAGCCUAAUAUAAAUGCAUGGACAGUGUGUUUGAUCCGCAUCAGACGUGCGUCGUCCCGUGGGAAGCGCCGCCGCAUCAUGUGGAAGAUAAUACGCUCUGUGUUUCUGUGUUAAAAUACAAAUGAAGAGUGGAUUUACAAUCAGUUUGAGCCUUAAGCGUCUAAUGGUUUGAGGCAGCCGGAAAAAAAAAAAAAGAUAUGUAAAUAAUUGGUGACAAUGUUAUACUUUUAAUAAUAAAACAAUGUUUCAGUUAAUGUUUCAA